Anguilla anguilla (European eel) is the source of this 1262-nucleotide messenger RNA. RefSeq names its product peptidylprolyl isomerase E (cyclophilin E) (gene ppie). Gene Ontology annotation, cellular component: intracellular membrane-bounded organelle. Gene Ontology annotation, biological process: protein peptidyl-prolyl isomerization; protein folding. The transcript has 10 exons. The record is from RefSeq and is a predicted model, not a curated record. Bases 59 to 967 code for a protein of 302 amino acids. Gene Ontology annotation, molecular function: peptidyl-prolyl cis-trans isomerase activity; RNA binding. NCBI's taxonomy places the organism in Eukaryota, Metazoa, Chordata, Actinopteri, Anguilliformes, Anguillidae.
UGGCGCGGUCACGUUCACUAGUAGUAAGCGAGGUCAAAGGCUAAAGGGUACAAGCAAGAUGGCAGCCGCCAAGCGUGUGCUUUACAUUGGUGGGCUUGCGGAAGAAGUUGACGAAAAGGUUCUUCAUGCAGCAUUCAUUCCCUUUGGAGACAUAACUGACAUUCAAAUACCGCUCGACUAUGAAACUGAAAAACAUAGAGGUUUUGCCUUCAUCGAAUUUGAACUUGCAGAGGAUGCUGCUGCCGCUAUUGAUAAUAUGAAUGAGUCAGAGCUGUUUGGCAGAACUAUCAGGGUGAACAUUGCCAAGCCCAUGAGGAUCAAAGAAGGCUCCUCGAGACCAGUGUGGUCCGAUGAUGAUUGGCUGAAGAAGUUUUCAGGGAAGACCUCAGAGGAAGCCGAGGGGGCGGAGCCUGCAGGAGAGGCAGCCGGUACGGAAGCACAGGAGGGCGAGCCACCAGCCAAGAAAGGCAGGUCCAAUCCUCAAGUCUACAUGGACAUCAAGAUCGGCAACAAGCCAGCAGGACGACUACGUUUCCUACUCCGAGCUGACAUCGUUCCCAUGACUGCAGAGAAUUUCCGUUGCCUGUGCACCCAUGAGAAGGGGUUUGGGUUCAAGGGCAGCAGUUUCCACCGCGUCAUCCCUCAGUUCAUGUGCCAGGGAGGAGAUUUCACCAACCACAACGGCACAGGGGGCAAAUCCAUAUAUGGACGCAAGUUUGACGAUGAGAACUUCGUCCUCAAACAUACCGGCACAGGGCAGCUCUCUAUGGCCAACUCAGGCCCUAACACCAACGGCUCGCAGUUCUUCAUCACCUGCGACAAGACAGACUGGCUGGACGGCAAGCAUGUGGUGUUUGGGGAGGUGAUCGAGGGCAUGGAGGUGGUGCAUGCCAUGGAGGCCCAGGGGUCAAAAGAUGGCAAGCCCAAGCAGAAGGUGAUCAUCUCAGACUGCGGGGAGUACGUGUAACAGGCACAUACAGGAAGGCAGACACGCCCUGCAAGUUCUGUCUGCCGUUCUGGGAGAGGGACCCAUCCUGAGUGACUACAGCUGACCAGGGCCAGGUCAGAUUUAGAAGGUUGGUUCUUUCCACACCAGCAAACCCACCUGAAUCUGGAUUCCUCCCACAACUGCUUUAGGUUUCCAGACAUGUGCCAGAUUGUCCCCACAAUAACACUGGUGUGACCUCAAAAUAUCCUGUUUGUGUGAGGCCCAGGCAGAGAUGUAAAUACUAUGUGAAUAAAUGUUUUUUUACAGCCAGAAA